AACGAGUUUAGGUAGCUACCUACCUGCCUAAUUAAUUGCUCAAUGGCGGAGGGCAGCUUGCGACAACAUGGUUGACUUCUGCCCUUUUUGUUAGCAUUAUCACCUGCGCACUGCUCAAAAUGGCUCCGGAGUCUCGGCAAAAGCGCCGGCGCGAAGCCCAAGGCGCGUCGCAAUUUGAAGCAGACGCGCCAACACCUCGAAAGCGACCCACAGCUGAAGUCUCCCGACCUGAAAGUGAGAAUCCAGCAUCUCGAAGCGAAACCCUGCCGCCGCAGAGAAGCAGCAAGCGCCGGUGUCUAAAUCAAAAUGACAGUGAGGCGGCUGACGAGAGCGGGGUGCACACUGGUGGCGGUCGCACAGAACCACGAAAGAGACGAGGCAGGCCAUCGCGCUCGGCUGGAGAGGUAAAUGCCGAAGUCCCAGCUCUAAGCAAGAAAAGAGGCCGCCCGCCCAGAACCUCUUCUGCGGCAGCAGUUGUUCAAUCGCCAGCUAUAGCUGAAUCCCAACCUAAGCGGAAACGGGGGCGACCUUCCUUGGCCCGAGUCGCUGUUGACGAGGCUCAGAACCAGCAAAUUCCAGACAACUCAAAGCCUGCCAAGAAACGCGGCCGCCCUUCGCUGGCAGAUAAGCAUCAAAUACAGCCACAGGCCGCCUCAAGGCCAGCUCGGGAGUCGGCCGGGGCAGCGAAGCCAUCCGAUGACCUUGCAAAUACCUCGACUGCUAAGGGCCCCCAGAAUUCAGAGUCCAGGAUGAGGGAAUCUUCGAAAUCUCGGCCGAGAAAGCUGCGAAGCUCGGCAGGCGGCGGUCGGGAUGAUGACCCUACUACGGAGACAGACGACGACCCGGAUACACGACAUAAAGGACAGCUGUUUGAAGGAGAAUAUCAAUAUAUCACUGAAAGAAUGGUUACAGUCCCGAGGUCCAAAAUCUCGUCAAAAUGGUUUCCACUUGAUAUUAAUUCCGUUACCGCUGUGCAUGAUAUCCUCCUCAACGCGCAACGUCCAGUUCUGUAUCACCUGCGCCAUGGCCGGCGGCGCCAGGAGCACGCUGCAUCUAUCAUGACAGCUGUGACCAAUCGAUUACAAAGGAAACUAGUCCGAGGUUUGCCAUUCCCACCACCGACUAUCAGCACCAACCGGACGAGCGUUGUUGCGACAGGGCAAGCAUCCAGAUCAGGGCACGCCGAGGAGCUGGAUUACGAGCGUGCUGUGGAUGCAGCUCAGGCUCUCGAGGACCAGCUCAACCCCACGCUGCACUCCGUUGCGCUUCUCAGGGCAGAACUUAAGAAGCAGGAGAAGGCUCUCGAGGAUGAUUAUAAGAGCUUGCGGACGCUGGAGAGCAAUGCACGAGACGAGGCGCGGUCAUGGAAGAAAUCACUGCGAACAACACACAUCUUGGCCCCUGAAGCUAGGCCAGUCUUGUCAAGCAGUGGCAACGAUGGUAAAAGCGAGCGUUGGAAGGAUUUGGAGCUCGUCAUUCCCAAGAGACAGGAUGACAACCUCUAUCAGAACCUCGAGGAUGAGGAGUUGCUCAAGAUAUCGCAGCAGAUAGGGAGUCAUAUGGAUAGUAUGCAAGGAAAUCUACGGCAGGUUGAUGGAAUUCUUCCAGCGAUGGAAAUAACAAAGGCCGCGCUUCACGAUGUGUUAUUGAAACACUCCACCAAGUGUGAGGAGGUACUGCUUGGAUAAGCACGCCUAUACUAGGUUGGGCAAAAGGACCAAAGAAGGUUCGUUUGAUACUUGAGAUGGGGGCAGUAAUGUUAUCGUAUGAAUAAUGAGUCACCAUGUAAACGAUUGACAGUCUGCAAUCGGAGGCUAACGUCUUCGGCUUCGGCUUGUUGGAAAAUCAGACGAGUUCGGACUGGCGAGUGGGUUCUCACGAGAUUGAGGCCAAUGCUUGCCCGAACAGUCAACCAAUUUACUACUUCCAGCGGUGCUACUUAAUAAUCGAUGCGCGUUUGGGCCUAGCACGACGUCGG
This is a messenger RNA of Pyricularia oryzae 70-15, 1978 nucleotides long. RefSeq lists its product as uncharacterized. Lineage: Eukaryota; Fungi; Ascomycota; Sordariomycetes; Magnaporthales; Pyriculariaceae. The coding region runs from base 120 to 1688 and encodes 522 amino acids. The transcript is spliced from 3 exons. Gene Ontology annotation, molecular function: DNA binding. The record is from RefSeq and is a predicted model, not a curated record.